Dioszegia hungarica is the source of this 4191-nucleotide messenger RNA. Its product is annotated as SAC3/GANP/Nin1/mts3/eIF-3 p25 family-domain-containing protein. The record is from RefSeq and is a predicted model, not a curated record. Lineage: Eukaryota; Fungi; Basidiomycota; Tremellomycetes; Tremellales; Bulleribasidiaceae. Gene Ontology annotation, cellular component: transcription export complex 2; cytoplasm; nucleus. Gene Ontology annotation, biological process: mRNA export from nucleus. The transcript has 12 exons. Bases 1 to 4191 code for a protein of 1396 amino acids.
AUGGUCGCUAUCGGAGCCCUCGACUCGGGCAAUCCGGACGGCGAGGAUGAGUCCAAGAAGGCCGACAGGCUCGCCGCCCGGGCUGCGAGGUUCAACAAGCAGCUGGUAGGGAAUAGGCACAAGGAGUUAGAGGAAGCAAGAAUUCGCGAGAGGAAGGGGUUCGAACAACAAGGAUUGAUUCGAGCUGGAAAGACCGAGCUAGGCGAGGCGGUGGAUAUGAGAGGGACAUGUGAGAAGAUGUGCUCAGAGUACGAGGCGGAGUUCCGGGAGUUUACGGGCGAGGUGCACCCUUUAGAAGCGCGACCUGACGACCGGCGGCGGAUAGACCACCUCAAAGCCGUCGCAGCAUAUACUCGGUCGGACGCAGGUGCAGGACACGGCGAAGCCGCCAAGCUCCCCUCAGAUCUGCGUACACCCUCAACCCUCAUCAAAACUCUCGACUACCUAUUCUCCACCAUCCUCCCUUCACAACCUACCAUGCCCGCCCCGGCGCGUCCCACACCGCGGACCGCACUUGGCUAUACGGCGGGCUUCAUCCGCGACCGCACUCGGGCGAUCAGGAAGGAGUUUGCGAUGCAGUCGAGCUGGGGCCAGAUGGAGGCGAUCGAGAGCUUUGAGCGGAUUGCGAGGUGGCACAUCCUGUGUCUGCGGGAAUUGCAGGAGGAGACGGGCAUGAAUACGGAUAUGCACAUUGAUUCUGCCGAGCUGGGACGAUGCUUCACCAGUCUCCGCCAACACUACAAUGACCGGCGGGAAGAAUCAGGUAUCGACAUGCCAUGCCCAAACGAGCCCGAAUUCCGCGCCUACAUGCUCAUCUUCGACCUCACCCAAAAGGCCGUCGCUAUAUCCACCGCCGAGAUCCCCUCGGUCAUCCUGGACCACCCCAACGUCCAGCUCGCAUGGCAGAUCCGGCGCGCCGCCCAACGGAACUUUGACUCGCAAAAAGAAGGCUCAAAACAAAACGCCGAGCUCGGAGCAAAUAUCAUCACGUCCUUUGUCAAGCUAUUGAAGCAGGCGAGCGCGCCGUACCUCCUCAGCUGUCUCGUCGAGGUUCGGCUCCGCGAGAUGAGGCGCAGUGCUCUGCGGGCGCUGCAGCGGUCAUACCCCCGUGUAAAGGCCGAAGCGAUUCGGCGGAAUGCGGAGGGGGAGAUCGUGGAGAAGAGGAUGAUCGUGACGAGCGCGCUGGCGACGAUACUUGGGUGUGAGGAGAAGGAGACGGAGGGAAGUGCGUGGGACGAUGUGGAGCAGACAGGAGAGACGCCAGAGGCGGAGGCGUUGGAGAUUGCUGCGAGAUUUGAUCUGGAGGUGUUUUUCGAGGAUGGCCAGCCUCUCGGCGUCCUCAUCAAUCUCGGAUCGUCGUUUGAUGAUAACAAGGACGCACCAUACACCCGUCGCUGGAAGAUCAUCACCGAUAAGCGCCAAAAUAUUACCUAUUCGGACAUCAUCAAUGCCAAAGCUGGGGUUCUGGCCGAAGGAACUCCACAACCCAUACGCGUGGCUCCAACCUCGAGCUUCCGCCCAUCCUCCAUACCCGUGCCGUUCCGGCCGUCUAUCCCGGCAGCUACGCUCAAGCCUCCCGCGGUACCCGCCCCAUCGCAAGCGCAAGCCGCGCCAUUCUCAUUCUCCUUUGGAGGGAAUGGGCCACCCAAGCCGGUCUCGCAGUACGUUCCACCUCAGGCGCCACCUAUCUCGACACCCUCGUUACCGCCUGCGGGACCGGCGACUUCCUCGUCCGUGCCGGCUUUCACGUUCGGUAAGCCCGCAGACUCCAAGCCAGCUCCGGCUCCGGAGGUCGUUCCUGUCCCGGAAGCUCCACGUCCGGCCAAGCGGACCACUUUCUCAUUUGCCGCGCCUGCGCCGGUAGCGCCCAAUCCUGUUCCUGUGGCAGAGGCUGGGCCCGCAGCCCCUGCUGCACCUGCGCCCUUCUCCUUCGGUGCUCCGGCUGUCGCUGGACCGUCCAAACGGUCCAAAUCGCCAAGCCCACCUGCUUCCGCCAGCCCGGCCGAAGUCCUCGCCCGGCCGUCAUUCUUCGGGACACCUGCUGUGGCAGGACCGUCGACCCCAGCUGCUGCCCCACUCCCUACGACACCUGUUGCCAUUCCUCCAUCUCCCGUCGCCCAAUCACCACUAUCCAGCAGUGUCGCCGCUCCCUCACCUCGCAAAUCCUCGGUCCGCUCCCUUACCCGAAGCAUCGCGCGCGCACCCCUCAGCCCCGAGUCCCACGCCCCGCGGCCCAAUCAGCGAGCCGCCAUACACCCUUUAGCCUCUUCCCUCAUUGACGAACUCCUCCUCUCCCUGAUCGCCGAGAUCACGCCCGACCUCACCCGUACCGUCAAAUCUCAGAUCGCUGCUAGAGAGUACACCGCCCGGAAAGCUGCGCGCCGGCAAACCAUCUCGGACUGGUCUGCCGGUAUCCUCGACACCAUGCUCCAGGACGUGGGAGAGGAGAUAGCAAAAGAGGCGUAUAUCCACCAGAGCCAUCAGAGGGGGAAAGUACGCCAGACGGCGAAACACUGGCGGGAAUGGACGAAGGAGAGGGAAGAGACGCGCGAGACGGCCGUCAGGGAUAGAAGGGACGUAUGGGAGAAGUUGAGGGAUAUGGGUUUGGGUGGGGCGGAGGAGGGAGGGGGAAGUUUGAUCAGGGGAGAAAGUGUCGGGGUGGCGGGGAGUGAGAGGUUGGAGGAGAUGCAGGUGGAUAUGAGUUUGCAUGAGGCUGAGAGGCUCAAAGAGCACUUCUACUCUCCCGCUUCAUUCAUACAUACCAUCGCUCGGCAGAUUAGCCCUAUCCUCGCCUCCUCCCCGGAUACGAGUACCCCGAAAUUCCAGGUCCUCCUCUCCACCUCGGCAGACUCCGCCUCGCCCCCUCCGCCCGCAGCGAGCAAAUGGCUCGUCGAUAAAGUGACGCCAAAGAUUGAUGGGGGGGCUUGGUGGUUCUGCGAAGGGGUCAAUUACGCUACGGAGGUGAAGAGCCGGUAUGAUGAGCUUGAAAGCAGGAAGUUGGGGAGGGUGGGAAUGGUCUUGGUGGAGGUGCCUAUGAGUAGCGCGUUGAACAAGGAGAGGGAAACAAACUCGGCGGCCGUUCAAGACCGACUCGGAGCUAUCCUCGACCUCGCACAAGCGUCAGGUACGGCGUAUAACGCCCCCGUAAUUCUCUUGACAUGGCAAGAAGAGACACUGGAAGAGAUCUCGGAACGGCUAUCUUUGGCGGACUAUCUCCGUCGAUUCGAGCAUAUCAGAGUCAUGUGCCUUUCUCAGGUGGAAGAUCUGGAUACGAGAUUUGCCGAGGCUGUUCGUGGGGUGGUUCCGGCUGAUAUGAAGAGGGAUCAGCUCUUACUUCGAAUGGGUGAUGCGGCUGCAGCGAUCAUGCCGUUCUGGCAGCGACAGCUCGACUCGUCUUCAAUCCUGCUGCGCGACAACUCUCACAAUGCGAAACUCGCUCUGACCGCGUUCAAGCUCGGCAUCGAGUCUCUCAACGUUCUGUCCGACUCUAUACUCGCGUGGGUGAAGCGCGCUUCCGGCGGGAAGAAUGGUGAUUUCGACCCGGUGAUUCUGCCUUCCUUUGAGGACUCGCCAAGCGAUGACAUACAAUCCGCUGUUGGGAGCAUCGAGCAGUACCUCGAGAAUGAGCUUUUCGCGGGAUUACAAGAUGUCCAGCUCGUCGGCUCGAGCCUAUACUCUGCCUCGACGCGGAAUGAAGCGUUGCCCGUCGCUCAGCUUCUGGCCGCUAUAGCAGCCUUCACGCUCGGCGAGCUAUCUCACCUCUCCCUCCCUCUCGACAUAUACGGCACUCCAUCUUACAUCUCGACCAGACACGCCGACUUCAUCGGUACCAUCACGUCCACCUACAAGAAAUCCGCCGAGAGCGCCAUCACACACCUCGGCAGCUUGAUCGUUCUCCCCUCAUCGCCCAACUCGGGCUCGACCGACCGGACGUCGUCGACGGUCGGGAGUAAUAUCCGGAAACGACCUGCCGAGGACGAGGAUCUCAGUCCGACAAGCCCUGGGAAGAAGGAGAAGAGGAAGGAGAGUAAGGUCAAGAAGAAUAUGAGGUUGUUGAGGGCUAUUAGGGCGGUGGAGGGGAGUAUAGGGGAGAUGGUGGAUGGGGAAAUGGGGGAUGUGGGGGAUGGAAAUGAGGGGUCAGAGGGAAAGGGAGGGGGGCGCGAACGGGAGGUGUUGGGGGUAUCAUUCUGA